Clunio marinus is the source of this 231-nucleotide messenger RNA. Lineage: Eukaryota; Metazoa; Arthropoda; Insecta; Diptera; Chironomidae. The record is from the annotation of a GenBank genome assembly.
AUGCAGACAAAGCUAACAGUAAUCGUAGCUGUUACAUUUACAUUAACAUACUGCAAUAAACAUGUGGUCAGUUUUAUUUGCUUGACCACAACUGUUCGAAAAUUUGAAUACACGGAAUAUGAAACUUUACACUUUCUUGUUCGUCUAUCAGAAGGAAGAGUAUAUCACAAACAAAAUGUUCAAAGAGAGAAGAUCUUUAUGAGAAGCUCUGCAUUCCACGAAUAUUGCUAA